Messenger RNA from Drosophila mojavensis, 983 nucleotides. RefSeq lists its product as uncharacterized. NCBI's taxonomy places the organism in Eukaryota, Metazoa, Arthropoda, Insecta, Diptera, Drosophilidae. The coding region runs from base 78 to 824 and encodes 248 amino acids. The transcript has a single exon. The record is from RefSeq and is a predicted model, not a curated record.
AUCGACUAUCGAUAGACAAAGCAUGUAAACAAACAGAGUUUGUAGAACAAAUUUUGUACCGGCUUCCUAAGCAUAAAAUGUCUUACCUACGAAAAGGCAAUAAAAACGCUAUUGAAACGGAUUCAGAGGACGAGGACUAUGCGAAGCUACGUUUGUUUGCGGAGGCUACUGAUCACACACUGCUCAGAAAUGAUAUGUAUAAGAAGGAACUAACUGUAGAAAGUUCAGGUGAAGCGCCGGCAGUUGCGGCUCCAAAAAAAACUUUGCCCAAAAGCGAGCGCUAUCUGGCAGAUGAAGAUGCAGCUCCCGUUAGUGAUCUGCAAAUCAGUAAGGAAAUGCAAACACAUCUGUGGGGCAAACUGAGUGCGAUUAUACAAAAUCAAGUCGAAUACUGUGAGAAGACUGAUCAGCCAGCCAGCGGAUCGGAGGAGGAGAAGGAGAAUGGUUGGUUCAGUCAGGUCAAACUGCUGUCCAACGCCGAUUGCUAUGUUGCUGAUGACAUAGAGCCGAAACCUGGUCCACAGAAGAGGCCCACCAUAAAGAGGCGCCUGCUGGACGUCGACGAAGAGCAAGCGAACACAGACGCCGCUCUUGCUGCCAUCGUCGUCGAUGGCGACUCAAUACUUAGCGGCCGGGAUAUGAAAAGCUGGGCGCCACGCAAGUCACGCAAAGAUAAAUUCCUUGAGUACAAAGCUACUGAUGCUCUGGGCCGCAAGCUGCAGGCGAUUGAGCCCACAAACGAGUUCACCAAACAGCGACGCAAGAACAACUGGAACGAGACAAAGAUUAGCCAAAGAUGCCGCAAUAAACAGAAAAAAUCUUAGCUCUAAUAAAAUUGUUAAUUACUGUUAAGUUUUUAUUAAGAAUACUAGAUAUCCCUCCUGCUGCAAUGCUCCAAUGAGCCAUGAUUGUGAUUCCUUAUUUCAUCAUAAAAUGGAACAAUUUAGAUAGAAUAAUAAAUCUAUAUUCACAAUUCAUUUACA